AUGUAUCAUUAUUUAUGUUCUCAUCCCAUUAUUAUUCUUGCUCUUUUCAAUCUUUAUUGUUAUUCAUCACCUAUACCAUAUAUUGAUCAAGAUAAAAAAGAAGAAAUAUUAUCAUCAAUAGAUUCAACUGUACAAGAUAUAUUAAAACCAUUAAGUAUUAAUAAAAAUGAUCAAUUCAAUUAUUUAAAUAUAUUAUGUGCACUUUACGAUGAUUGUUAUGAUAAAGAUCAACAACAAUUUACUCAUUCCGAUAUAAAACCUAAACGUCUUAUGUCAAAUUUAUUUCAUGGUAUUCCUAAAUUCGGCAAACGUGCAUUUUCAUCAGCAUUUUCUGGUAUUCCGAAAUUUGGCUAA
This is a messenger RNA of Rotaria sp. Silwood2, 354 nucleotides long. The record is from the annotation of a GenBank genome assembly. Lineage: Eukaryota; Metazoa; Rotifera; Eurotatoria; Philodinida; Philodinidae.